AAAACUAUAUUCUGCAGCUGCUGAUUACCAAUAAUAUACAGAUUAAAAGAUUAUGAAUCAUUGAAAUUAUGUAAAGUGGACAAUGGACAGUUGAGGAAGGAUAGGGAUGUGUUCAAUGGUCAAAUACAAAAUUUACAGAAACAAAUGUUAUUAACGCAAGAAAACUUGGAACUAAUGACAAUAUCUUUCCAGAAGUCACAGAAUAAGGUAGAGGCUUUAGAAGAACUUAAACAAGAAAAUGAAAGAAUAAUUCAGCAUCUUUACGAAUUAAAAUCUUAUCUAGCUAAAAACUGUGCCGAAAAGGACAUGGAGAUUAAAAAUUUGAAAGCUUUAUUUGAAAGAGACAGACGAGCUUUUCAAAGUGUCAGAGAAUAUCAACUAGAGAGAUUGGGUAGAUUAAAACAUAAAUAUCAUAAUGCAUUAAUGUACCUAUGGGAGAUGUCACGGAAAUGUGACUGUGAUUGUAAAGAGGCGUGGGUUAAUCCCGGUAACACAUUUAAACCAAUACAUUACCCAGAGGAUGUUCCACUGUCAUUAGAUUUUAAUAGCUUUUUAAAAGGUUGUAACGGUUUAACUACGGAACCUAAUCUAACCAUAUUAAAUACAACGGUAACAUCAUAUGAACAUGAAUUAUAUAGAUAUAGAAAGAUGAAUGAAAUGUUAGAAGAUCAAAUUAAAGAAUAUGAAUCUGAUUAUACAACAUCUUCUAGUUCACUGAAAGUUUCAGAAGAAUCCAGUGAAGAUAUAUCUAGUUUACAAAGUUCCUUACAGGAUGAUCUUUCAAGUUUACAUAUUUGUGCCAGUAGUUCCCAAGAAUUAGAAUCACUAGAAAUAAGUGAUCUGUAUGAUCUCAAUGAUAAUAAUACGAUUAAGAAGGUUAAAUUCCUUGAAUAAAAUUGUAGGAAUAAACAUAAUUCGUGGUC
Messenger RNA from Patella vulgata (common limpet), 923 nucleotides. RefSeq lists its product as uncharacterized. The transcript is spliced from 7 exons. Lineage: Eukaryota; Metazoa; Mollusca; Gastropoda; Patellidae. The coding region runs from base 145 to 894 and encodes 249 amino acids. The record is from RefSeq and is a predicted model, not a curated record.